ACUUACACACUCAGCAUCUUGUCACUGAUGACAAAGGCUCCUCCCGGGAGAAGCGGUGCGCGUGACCACGCUCCGUGCUCGCGUGACGCUGCAGACCGAUUCAAGGUGAUAGCGACGGGAUGCGCGUGGCGCUCUGCAGCAGCUCGCGCUGAUUGUUGCUACCGGACACCAUGAGCUGUAAUUGGGGCACCGAGCUGUGGGACCAGUUUGAUAACCUGGAGAAACACACCAGUUGGGGAAUUGACUUCCUGGAAAGAUACAGCAAGUUUGUUAGAGAGAGGGCCGACAUUGAGCUGAGUUACGCCAAACAGAUCAGGAGUCUGUCUAAGAAGUAUCAUCCCAAAAGAAGCAGAGAGGAUGAGAGCAGGUACACCUGGUGUUUAGCCUUUUCGGCAACUCUCCGUCAGCUGAAUGAACUUGCGACUCAGAGAGAAGAACUUGCUGAGAACCUCAACACACAGAUUGUGUGUGAGUUGACGCGAUACACACAGGAAGUAAAAGCUGAUAGGAAGACGCAUUUCCAAGAUGGCCGCCGAGCACAGCAGCACAUUGAGAGCUCCUGGAAACAGCUGGAGUCUAGUAAACGUCGGUUUGAGCGUGACUGUAAGGAGGCGGAGCGAACGCAGCAAGUCUCUGACAGAAUUGACCUCGACAACAAGACGGACGGAGAGAAGCGCUGCUCGCUGAAGGCUCGGCAGGCGGCUGAACAGAAGAAACAAGCUGCUGAAGAGUCAAGGAAAGACUAUCUGACUAGUUUAAACCAGUUUAACCAGGACCAGAACCAGCACUACCACACCCUGGUACCAGUUAUAUACCAGCGUAUCCAAGACAUGGAGGAGCGCCGCAUUGAGAGAAUUUGUGAUGCAAUGCGUUCAUCAGCUGAGGCUGAGAGGAAGGUUCUUCCUGUUAUGAGUCGCUGUCUGGACGUCAUGAUGGAUGCUGCAGAGGGAAUCCAGCCACGGAUGGACACCCAGCAGGUGGUGGAGGUGUAUAAAUCAGGCUUCGACCCUCCAGGUGACGUAGAGUUUGAUGACUACAGUGCCUCCAUGAGAAGGAGCAUCUCUGAAUCUAGUUACCUAGACAACCGGAUGGAGGGCCGGAGACACAGCCGAAAGCUUUGGCCCUUCAUACGAAAGAACAAGCUGUUGACCCUCCUCUCCUCCCCCCGGCAGCCCCCUCCACCCCCCCCAACCUCACCGUCACCUGGGGGAGUGGCCAACAGUCCCCAGUCCCCUCCCCCUGCCUCCCGAGAACCAAUCACACAGCGACUGAACGACCUCAUGACCUCUGGCUCCAGAACAAGGAAGCAGUGUCUGCGCAGCCUCAAGCGAGGGCUGUCACUUAAACUGGGCUCCGCUCCACCAGACUGCAGUCAUCUUCCUCCUGAGCAGAGAAGGAAGAAACUUCAGAGCAGAAUCAACAACAUCAACCAGGAGAUGGAAAAAGAGAGGGAGCAGAGAGACGCUUUGUUGAAAAUGAGAGAAGUUUAUGAACGAAAUCCUCAAAUGGGCGACGUCGUCAGUUUAGAGCCUCGACUGGAGGAGGUGAAAGAGACCCUGCAGAGACUGGAGGAGGAGCUUAGGAAGAACCAGACUUGGCUCUCUGAAACCGACACCAGAUCCUCAGAUCAAAGCAGUAGGAGACAAAGUGGAGGUUGUGGGUUAAAUUCCCAGGUUACCACACCAGGCAGCAGCAGCUUGAAACAGCUGGACAACCAGAGUCCCGCCAGCAGAGAGAGUCCUGACGGCAGCUACACUGAAGACCACAGUGCAGAACAUCAGUUUAAAUCUCGUGGUUCAGAGUUUGGUGAUGACUUUGAAGACGAAGAGCCGUUACCCAGCAUUGGCACCUGCAAGUCCCUUUACCCGUUCUUAGGACAAAAUGAAGGGACUCUGUCGAUGGUGGAAGGAGAACUACUUUCUGUGGUGGAAGAGGAUAAAGGCGAUGGCUGGACCAGAGUACGGAGGAACUUGGAGGAGGAGGGAUACGUCCCCACCUCGUACAUCAAAGUCUUCCUGGAUAGCAGUGCCAAAGGCUUUGUGCAGAGUAGUCGGCUAGUCUAGUAAUCCACCAGUGAGGACGUCUCGCCACAGGAAAGGGAUGUAAAGGAAAGGUAACAGCUCCUCAUUGGACAGUGUAUUUCUUCAGGUAUCUUGGCCAAUCAGAUGACAGACUGGUGUCGAUGCAAGAUGGAAGACAGGUUGUACGGGCGACUGAGAAAUGAAGCAUUGAAUGAGAGAUAAGGGAUCAGAGAUCAAAUAUUAGACAGGUCACUUUCCCAGGAGCUCCGAUCAAUAAACCCUAUAUUUAUUGAAGAUUCACAUUAUCACAUUUUCGUCAUUUUCUGAAAAAGUCGGGUUUUCCUCUUUAUUUGUUGAAAUGUGAAGAAAUACACAUGAAGGUUUUCAUGAUAUUAAUAAAUGAAAUGGGUAUUAAAAGGAAUUCUAAUCUUCUGAUUAAAUUAAUUUCUUUCUAAAAACAAAAAUUCACUUUUCAGCCCAAAAUGACGUGUUUGUUUUUUGUGCUUGAAACUUGUUCUGUUCAGUUGAACCUGCUGUAUUUGAACGUUUUAAAAUGAAUGUUUGUAAUAAUGUGUCGUUGUAAAGAAAAUGCUUGACGACACUUUUGAUUGGCUGAAAAAAAACAGUGUACAUGUCUGUCAGUGAUGACACAGACAUGUCAUAGUGAUGUCAUAGUGAACAUUGUGUAAAUAGAAACUCUAGAUGCAUUGGUGUAGCCCCGCCCCUUGUGUACUGCUGAUAUUAGGCCCCGCCUGCAGAUUACCCAGUGUCUAUUUAUCCCCCCCGUGAUUGACCCCCCCCCCUGCUUGCUGUUGAUGAUGAAGAUGCUAUUGAUUGUUUGAAAUGUGAACUUUUUUUGUUCCAUAGUGAAAUAUAGAUCAGUUAUUGACUUUUUAAAUUAAGACGUGAGACUGCCGAUCACGCACUUUUCAACUUCCUGUGUGUUAACUUUCAAAAUAAACCAAACUCAAAAAAGCA
Messenger RNA from Pungitius pungitius (ninespine stickleback), 2999 nucleotides. It is a transcript of the gene fnbp1a, whose product is annotated as formin binding protein 1a. Bases 171 to 2063 code for a protein of 630 amino acids. The record is from RefSeq and is a predicted model, not a curated record. The transcript has 18 exons. Gene Ontology annotation, molecular function: protein binding. Lineage: Eukaryota; Metazoa; Chordata; Actinopteri; Perciformes; Gasterosteidae. Gene Ontology annotation, biological process: signal transduction.